AUGGCCCUGCGACCUUUCGGUCGCGGCAGGCUCGCGCCGCUGGGCUCUCGCGGCCACCACGAGGGCCUCGUCGCAGCGGCGCCCUGCUGCGCCAACGGAGGACGGAGACGCGUCCUCAGGCGGGCGCUUUUCUUCUUGCUGGUCGCGACGGCCUGCGUUGCGGCAGUUGCCGCGCUGCGUGGGUUGACCGGCGCGCCUCGAGGGAGCGCGGGAUGCCGGACUAGCCUGUUCGGACUCGAAGCGAGAUGUGACGAGCCGGAGAUCGUCACGCCGCAGUGGCGGCGAUCGGUCGCCCUGCUGACGGGCGGCCCGAGCAGGGUCGCUCCGGAGCUGAGUUCGCAGGAGUUCUGGAAGCACAUAGCCAAGCCCCUGCUGGCGGACAACAGCUUCGUGGGCGUGUUCACGUCGACCAAGGUCGCGGACCUGCAGCGCUGGCUGGCCUGGAGGACGAUGAUGCUGGACCGAAUGCGUUUGGACGCGUCGGGGGGCGAGUGGGCCGGCAAGUUGAUACACCAGAUCAACGCCACGGCGUUUCCGGACGUGCUGCCGCUGGCGAGACCAGGGUGCAACUUCGCGUACGACGCCAAGGGCGGCGGCGUCUCGAUAUCGCAGCAGUACUUUCACAUUCGGCGCGCCCACGACGCCGUCCUGGACUACGAGCGCCGCAACAACUUCAGGUUCGACUUCUUCAUGAGAACUCGGAAUGAGUGGUUUUACUUCCAACCGUUCAACCCCCAGUGGCUCGAUCGGCUCGAACCCAACCAGAUAGCGCACCCGGCGUUCGAGUACCAGUCCCCGUCCAAGUCCUGGGUGUACGGGUGGGGCCCCGCGGAGGGGCGCAUGCACACGCUCGUGGCCGAACAGAUCCUCAUCUCUCGCCGCGACCCGAUGGAGCACUUUGUGCGGAUGUUCGACUCGUGGUUCGACGAGUGCCCGUACAACGCGACGGACCUGCACGCCUCGGACGGCAUCGUGUUCAUCGAGCACUUCGUCGCCAUCCACUUGUACCGCGGGAACUUCCAGGCAUGCGCCUUCCCGUUUGCGUUCGACAAGAUCGGCGACCCGCACCACCUCGGGGUGCUGCCGUUCGACUGUGCGCAAGCCCGCAACUACGGCGCGUGCUGCUGGCAUCCCGACGGCGAGGGCGACGGUGUCGUGGACUUCGCCGGCAGCGUGCAAUCUACAGGGUUUUCAAGCUCGCGAUUUUCGGCGCUCGACGUGCCGUUCGACGAAGAAUCACUCAGACAGUGA
Messenger RNA from Pedinophyceae sp. YPF-701, 1251 nucleotides. Lineage: Eukaryota; Viridiplantae; Chlorophyta; Pedinophyceae. The record is from the annotation of a GenBank genome assembly.